UGUGGCUCCGGCUCGGGGCCGCGCAAUGCCCGGUGCUCGGCACAGCGGGCGGGCCGGCGGCCCGGGCGGCCCCUGCCCUUGUGUGCCCCCGCGCCCCGGCAGGGCCGCGGGGCGGAGCGGCUCCUCCGGAGGCGGGGGGCGGUGCUGGCGGCGGCGAUGGCGACGCUCAUGGCGGUGCUGGCGCGGCCCUUCCGCCGUGGUCCUGCCGGCCUAGGGCUGCGGCUCCGACGGGAGGCGACGAAUGGCCCGUGGGGCCGGGGCCGGACGUGGAGCGAGGUGCUUAGAAAAAACCUUGAGAGGGGGCUUGUGCUUUCAACAGGGUCCUUUUUGGCUUAUGAAGCUCAUAAGCUGAUUUUUGGCUUUGCUGAGGUUCAUGCAAGCUUCAAAGUGGAAGAAGUGAUAGAACAAGCAGACUACCUGUACGGGAGUGGAGAAACUGAAAAACUGUAUCAGUUGCUGGUUCAGCAUAAAAAUAGUGAUGAUGCGGAGUUGUUGUGGCGGCUGGCACGGGCAUCACGAGAUCUAGCUCAGCUUAGUAGUACUUCUGCAGAGGAGAAGAAACAACUGACUUAUGACUCCUUUGAGUAUGCAAAAAAGGCUCUUGAAAAAAAUGAAUCAAAUUCUGCAGCGCACAAGUGGUAUGGAAUUUGCCUCAGUGAUGUUGGAGACUAUGAAGGAAUCAAAACUAAAAUUGGAAAUGCUAUUGUUAUCAAGGAGCAUUUUCAGAGAGCCAUUGAACUAAAUCCAAAAGAUGCUACAACAAUUCAUCUUAUAGGGAUUUGGUGUUACUCCUUUGCUGAAAUGCCAUGGUACCAAAGAAAAAUUGCUGCAACGCUGUUUGCCACACCACCAACCUCCACGUUUCAAGAGGCGCUACGUUACUUUCACAUGGCAGAGGAAGCUGAUCCAAAUUUCUACAGCAAAAAUUUGCUCUUUUUGGGGAAGACAUACUUGAAGUUAAACAAUAAAAAGAUGGCUCUUCUCUGGUUAAGCAAAGCAAAGGAGUAUCCUGCACAGACAGAAGAGGACAAACAGGUACAGAAAGAAGCUUUGGAGCUGCUUAAUUCUAUAUAAGAAGAAACAAAAUAAUGGGAAUUCAGUGCCUCAGGUUUGAGCAGCAUAGGAAGAAGGCCCCAAAUACUACUUUGGUUUAUUGAAGCUGUUAAUAAAAGUAUAGCCCAGACCUUUUAUCUCCAUAUCAUUUCAACUACGGUGUCAACUAGAAGAUGUUUCAUUAUGUGAUCGUCUCUGCUGAUUUGUAUGGGAAUGAAGGGCUUUAUGGACAACCAAGGAAUAUAUAGGAUAUAUUAGAGGGGAAAGGCUGGGAGAGGGGUUGCACAGGUUUUUAAUUAAGCUUUUUACACUCUUACACUACAAGUUGUGUAUGAGGAAUAAUAAGUGACAUGAUUAGCAUAAGUUUAAAAAAGGAGGGACAGGGCCGUGACAAUUUUAAUUCUGCAAUUUUUUCUAGAGCGUUUUGCUGUGGGGUUCAGUGGUCUUCAAGAGUAAUAGAUGUUCACAUUAUUACCUGCUCUUAAAGAUUUCUCUUUAAGCCUGCACCAUCUUAAUUCCAAUACUCUUAAAUGCUAGUGUUUGCAAAAAGUGCUGUGGUAAAACAAAAAACAAAUGAACAAAAAACCAAACAAAAAAACCCCCACAAGUAGGGAACAUCAAAGAAAAUUUAUGGGUGAUAUCAGCAGUGAUCUGUGAAAUAUGACUACUUACUUUUCUAUUUAAAGGCUGUGAAUUCUGAUGAUUUUGUGGCUGUAAAUGUUUGCUGGGUACACACAAUUUCCCCUAGACUGACAACAGGAGGAAUACACACUCCCAGUACAUUAGAAAGGAACUGCUAUGUGGAAGCAUAUGGACUUCUGUUUCUAAAGAUAAAAUUUUCUACUUGGUCUUGCUACCAUUUUAGCAGGAAUUUUCACCAGCAAUAUAAAGUAACCUAAGUUACAUAUCCAGCAUAGAAAACAUUUACAGACUUUCCAGACAGUAUAUUUGGAUUACCCAAGAGAAAAAGAGGACCAAAUAAUGAAAAGAUGGUAGGCAAUCAAUUACAUGUGGUAUUGUCAGUAGAACAAUCUAGAUCAAAUUGACUAUAAAUACCUAAUGUUUGCUUUACUAGAAAAUCUAUAGGGGGAAUAUGAAGAACAGCAUAGUUGCUAAGACUCACAAACCAAGCCUGGUCUAAGUCAGUAGUAAAAAUUAACAGCUAAGAAUCUGAGGCUUUAAUUCUAGCCUCAGAUUACGAAACUAGUUAAAACAGGGGGUUUGUCCACUAAAGUAAUUAAGUAAUUUAAAGUGAUUUUCUAUUACUAUUUUCUAUUAUAAAUAUUAUAAAUAUUUAUAAUAUUUUCUAUUAGUAGAGCAUCAAAAUGAAGUCUUCAGUGUGGCAGCAUCUCAGGGUGGAUGAUAUGGUGUUUAGGAGAAUUUUCUGCAUUCAUGUACUACAAAAACAUUUGCCAUACACAGAUUUGCCUCCAGUAGCUUUGUGGCACAGGCACCUUACUUAGGUGCCUUUUCUGCUGCUGCACAAAGAGGAAGGAUAUCCAGGUACUGAGUAACAACUGUUGAGUGUGUAGUGAAAACCAGCUGAGUUGCAGGAAGAAAGGAACCAACAAAACCCAUGAACUACACAGUAGCUCCUUCAAGUAGUGUUACCUCAAUGGUUCCCUUGUCUGAGUUCCAGCCUUUGCUGUCUUCCCUCUCUUCAGUCUUACUCACUCCCCCCAAGUAGAGGUGAAUUAUGGGGAAUUCAAAUGGGAAAAGAAAAUAUUACAGUGUAGUAUUACUGAAAUUCCCUGAAAGUUUAAGUUACCUGUACACACAUGCACAUGAGUAUAUUAACUGUGCUUUUUUUCCUCCAGAGCCAUGCUUUCAGUCAGUCCCUUGGCACCAAUUCACAAUCAUAUACAUGUACAGAAGGCUAUUGGGUUUGUUUUUUUUCUUGCUUACUAACCCUUACCCACAGGAAAAACUACUGCAUUUGUGAGACAGCUAAAGUUAUCAAAACAAUAAAGCAACUACAUUCUUGUGA
Pipra filicauda (Wire-tailed manakin) is the source of this 3040-nucleotide messenger RNA. RefSeq names its product regulator of microtubule dynamics 1 (gene RMDN1). The transcript is spliced from 10 exons. Gene Ontology annotation, molecular function: microtubule binding. Lineage: Eukaryota; Metazoa; Chordata; Aves; Passeriformes; Pipridae. Gene Ontology annotation, cellular component: spindle microtubule; cytoplasm; mitotic spindle pole. The coding region runs from base 157 to 1074 and encodes 305 amino acids. The record is from RefSeq and is a predicted model, not a curated record.